Molecule: messenger RNA, 919 nt
Organism: Tupaia belangeri chinensis (Chinese tree shrew)
Lineage: Eukaryota; Metazoa; Chordata; Mammalia; Scandentia; Tupaiidae
Gene: MRPL44
Product: mitochondrial ribosomal protein L44
Biological process (GO): RNA processing; mitochondrial translational elongation
Cellular component (GO): nucleus; mitochondrial large ribosomal subunit; microprocessor complex
Molecular function (GO): ribonuclease III activity; double-stranded RNA binding
Source: RefSeq, a predicted model, not a curated record
UUCAGAGAAGCCCAACUGGGAUUACCAUGCUGAGAUACAAGCGUUUGGACAUCGGUUACAGGAAACCUUUUCCUUAGAUCUUCUCAAAACGGCAUUUGUUAAUAGUUGCUAUAUUAAAAGUGAAGAGGCCAGACGCCAAAAACUUGGGAUAGAGAAAGAAGCAGUGCUUCUGAAUCUUAAAGAUAAUCAAGAACUAUCUGAACAAGGGGCAUCUUUUUCACAAACUUGCCUCACACAGUUUCUUGAAGAUGAGUACCCAGACUUGCCCACUGAAGGCAUCCAUAGUCUUGUUGACUUUCUUACUGAUGAAGAAGUCAUGUGUCAUGUGGCUAGAAACUUGGCGGUGGAGCAGUUAACGCUGAGUGCAGAAUUUCCAGUCCCUCCACGUGUGUUACGGCAGACUUUCUUUGCAGUGAUUGGCGCCCUGCUACAGAGCAGUGGACCUGAGAGGACUGCGCUCUUCGUCAGGGAUUUCUUAAUUACCCAAAUGACUGGAAAAGAGCUCUUUGAGAUGUGGCCAGUCAUAAAUCCCAUGGGACUACUGGUAAAGGAAUUGAAGAAAAGGAAUAUUUCGGCUCCUGAGUCUAGACUUACGAGGCAGUCUGGAAGCACCACAGCUUUGCCUUUGUAUUUUGUCGGCUUAUAUUGUGAUAAAAAGUUGCUUGCAGAAGGCCCUGGAGAAACAGUAUUGGUUGCAGAAGAAGAAGCUGCACGAGUGGCACUUAGAAAACUCUAUGGAUUCACAGAGAAUAGACGGCCAUGGAACUAUGCGAAGCCCAAAGAAAACUGUAGGGCAAAAAAGACCAUCACUGUGGGUUGACCAGCCAAAAGAUGUGGGCACCUGGAAUUUUUUUUUUUUUUUUUUUGGAGAGGUUUUUGCUCUAGGGCUCACCAGAAGACAGAGAGAGACAGAGAGACA